Messenger RNA from Jatropha curcas, 1700 nucleotides. The record is from RefSeq and is a predicted model, not a curated record. Lineage: Eukaryota; Viridiplantae; Streptophyta; Magnoliopsida; Malpighiales; Euphorbiaceae.
AUGAAUAACCUUAGAAUCCUUAAAUUCUAUAAUCCUUUCUCCAGCAGAAUCAACGUGCAGCUCCCUGGAGGCCCCAGUUUUCUUCCUGACGAGAUAAGGUGUCUCCACUGGGAGCAAUACCCAUUGGAAUCUUUGCCGGCGAGUUUUAAUCCAAGAAAUCUUGUUGAACUGGAAAUGCCCCAUAGCAGAUUUAGACAAAUUUGGAGUGGAGUUAAGGCAUUUAGUUCUAUAACAAAUGUAGUUAACCUUUGUUGCACAAGUUUGGUUGAAGUUCCCUCAUCUAUUGGAUUUUGCACAAAGAUUACUCAUCUGAAUCUAAAUGAGUGUAAACUUAUCAGUAGUUUCCCAGGCUGCCUCCAAUUAACAAGACUUGAAUGUCUAUCUCUCCGCAAUUGCAAAAAAAUCACAAGGUUUCCGGAGAUUCCAAAAGUUACAAAGAGGUUAAAUUUAAGCGGAACUGCAAUAGAAGUGCCCCCAUCAAUUAGACGCCAGUUCCAACUUGUUAAACUGGAGUUGGUAUCCUGCACAAGCCUCAAUAGCCUCGCAAGCGGUAUCGGUAAGUUAAGAUCUCUCCAACUGCUUGAUCUUAGCGGAUGCUCAAAACUGGCAAGACUUCCAAAAAGCAUAUGCAAUAUCAAGUCUCUUGAAAGUUUGCUUCUUAGAGAAUGUCCUCGCCUCAAAAAAUUGCCUGAAGACUUGGGGAAUUUAGAAUCUUUGAAGAGGAUAGAUACCACUUUUAGCGGUAUAAAGGAACUACCAUCCUCCAUAUCCCGCUUGCAAAACCUAGUAGAUUUAGGUUAUUCAGGAUAUGUAGGUAUGACAUUGCCUUCUCUGGGAGCAUUGACGAGUCUACAAGAGCUUCAGCUAAUGAACUGCGGUAUAAAAGAAAUUCCCAAGAGUCUUGGCUUCUCAGUGUCCUUGAGAGAGUUAAAUUUAUCAAGCAAUGAUUUCAGGAGCUUGCCAGUAACCAUCAAAGGACUUACUAACCUGACUAUACUAAAUUUAAGUAAUUGUAAGAACCUUCAACGUGUGCCACAGCUUCCAUCUGGGUUAGAACUUGUGAAUAUGCCUAGCUGCAGUUCUCUUGAAUCAUUACCAAUGUUAUUCACCGAAAAGAUCCAUCUGAUUGCGAAGAUCUAUGUGAAGUUAGGUUGUGCAUACCUGGGACUGAAGUCCCAAAUUGGUUCAGCUAUCAAAGUACUGGAUCUUCAUUAUCAUUAUCGCUCGAGGCAGGUUACAGUCCUAAAUUGCUGGGUUGCGCUUUUUGCGCUGUUGUUUCAUGCCAAGGCAAUAAUACUCCACUUUCGGACAUUCAAUGUGAUCGCCGGUUUAUAACUGAAUACGGUGACUCUUGAUGUAUUUACUGCCGAGUCGAAAUACCAGUUGAGGCAAUAUUUCUCUAACAAAGAUGGCAUGACCCUCCAAUCAGAACACGUUGUCUUGUGGUGCGAGUCUAAUGUAUUUAUGUCCAAAUAUCAUUUGAGGCAGGCCUCCUUCAAAUCCUAUGCCAUAGAUAACGAAGGGAGCAGGAUACCAGAUUUUCAUAUCAUCAAAUGUGGUGUACAUCCAUUGACUGCUGACAAUGAUGGUCGCUGGUACAUUAAGGAGAAUGACCGCGGCGAGGAGGACGAAGAGAUUGAGAAUGAGGGAAGGAGAAACAGGAAGAGGUUCAGGAUGUUGUAGUAAGUAACUAUUUAAAA